AACAGCAUCAAGUACAGAUAUUCCAUGAUGAGAGAAUUGAGCUUCUCUGCAUGAAUUAUUCAUUUCCCCGCCCCUUUCCACUGAUAUAAAGUGCUCUUGCUGUGACACAGUUAUACGCACAAUGAAGAGCUUCACCUUAAUAACAGCUUUACUUCUCUGCAGCCUCAGCUGGAUCUCUGUCUCAGGUUCUGAGUCUCAGACUGUGGAGGUUCAGCCUGGAGAAGAUGUCACACUGCUAUGCUCCAACAUUUCCACACGUCCAACUCAGACAGACUGGUUCAGAGUGACCAACAGAGCCAAACCCAGCUGUAUCUCCUCUAUGUACGGAUCUGAUAGUGAAGCUUCAUUCUGUGAUGGAUUUCAAAAUGGAACAUUUAAAAUGAGCUCCAACGUCUCCACUGUUUUUCUUCAAAUCAAGCGAGUGAAUUUCUCUGACUCUGGACUGUAUUUCUGUGGAUUUUACAUAAAUGCACACAUCGUCAUUUCCACUGCAACAUAUGUAAAUGUCAAAGGUGAUGGUGAAUCUGAUGAUGAACUGGAUUUUCACACGCACAUAGAGGAGCCUGAUGGAAUGACAACCCUAAUGAGUGUGAUCCUGGGUGGUCUGACUGCUGUCCUCACUAUAGUCAUCAUUGUUCUGGCUGUUAAAAUCAGGAAACUUCAGACAGCUGUGAAAGAAGAAGUGCAGCCAGAAAGAAACAAGAAUCUGGACUCAGAUGACCUGAACUACGCAGCUCUACGUUUCCAGGCGAAACCAAAAAGAAACCACAGACCUGCACCAGAGAGAGAGCUGGAGCCACAUGUUGUGUAUGCUGCCACCAGAUAGACUCAACUGGGACUGUAGCUCUGAGUGGAACUGAUGCUUUAUCACAUUAAUCUGCUUUACACAGACUUAUUGAACUACUUCAGCAGCCUUCAAACUUCAAGACACUCUUUUGCCAGUGCACAUCCACAUGAACACACUCAGCCAUGAUUUCAGGUUAAACUCUCAUCUAUCAGGUUUCUAGUGCUGCUCAGUGAAUUCAUUUCACUGUAGCAGAGUACAGUGGUUCCCAGAAACACAAAGAGCAGGCACACAACAGUGUUUAACCUCUAUAAAGUCACAUGGUAGAGACAUAGGAUCUCCACAGCUGAAUAAUAAUCACAGCUUUUUCCACCAGUAUAAAGAAUCGAGCAGGCAGACAGCAGGCAGCGCACCAAGCCAUAAACCCACCCAACAUUAGACACAGUA
Molecule: messenger RNA, 1231 nt
Organism: Dicentrarchus labrax (European seabass)
Lineage: Eukaryota; Metazoa; Chordata; Actinopteri; Moronidae
Exons: 6
Coding region: 122-826 (234 amino acids)
Biological process (GO): response to bacterium
Source: RefSeq, a predicted model, not a curated record